Messenger RNA from Alternaria alternata, 2037 nucleotides. RefSeq names its product F-box/WD repeat-containing protein pof1. The transcript has a single exon. Gene Ontology annotation, molecular function: protein binding. The record is from RefSeq and is a predicted model, not a curated record. The coding region runs from base 1 to 2037 and encodes 678 amino acids. NCBI's taxonomy places the organism in Eukaryota, Fungi, Ascomycota, Dothideomycetes, Pleosporales, Pleosporaceae.
AUGCAGGGCCACGACCACGAGGGGCUCUCGGAGCGGACCAGACACUUGCACGGCGGUACAGACGACGCUGAAGAAGCCCAGGCCAACAAGUCUAAGAAAAUGGAGAAGAUGAUCACGCCAUAUCUCGCACAACAUAUCCCUCAGCAGUACAAUCCGCUCGGGGCCAACAGCCCAGGUCAAGACGAGCGCCCGCCCACUGCCAACACCAAGUUCUGCUACCGCCAUCGUCCCGAUCUAUUGUGUCGACGACAAGCAGACGAGCCGUCCAUGGAGCAACUACAAGAGCAACUCGGCAGGGAAUCCCAGGCUGACCAGCAGAGCAUUGCCAAUGUCUGGUCGCUCUUCUCCGCUGCCCCGUCUCGCCAUCGCAACCUCAUGCUGCAAGGUAUCCUCGCUCAGUGCUGUUUCCCUCAGCUCUCCUUCAUAUCCUCGUCCGUCCGCAAUCUCAUCAAGAUCGACUUCCUCGGCGCGCUCCCCACCGAGCUGGGCUUCAAGAUCCUCUGCUACCUCGACACAACCUCGCUCUGCAAGGCCUCGCAAGUCAACCGAAGGUGGAGACAACUGGCAGAUGACGACGUCGUUUGGCACAAGAUGUGCGAGCAACACAUUGACAGGAAAUGCACAAAGUGCGGCUGGGGGCUCCCGCUGCUCGACCAACGUCGUCUGCGGCACGAGAAGAGACGGAUACAACUACGCGCAUCUGGACGGGGUCUCAACGAGUGGUCGCCCAAUAUCACCCCGCAACCAGAAACCUCCCAAUCGCAUGCCAUACUUGCUCAUCGAUUGUCACAAGACUCUGGCGCCAAUGUUGGUGCUAAGCGCUCUGUACCAGAAGACGACUCCUCACCAGAGGCGUCCAACAAGCGAGCAUGCACCAGCAACCAAGCAAACCAAGACCAAGUCACAACCUACUUUGACCAUCCCAAGAAACGACCGUGGAAAGAUGUCUACAAGGAUCGAUACAAGGUUGGUAGCAACUGGAAGUACGGACGCUAUUCAACGCGCACCUUCAGAGGCCACACCAACGGCGUCAUGUGCCUGCAGUUCGAUGACGAGGUUCUCAUCACGGGCUCUUACGAUGCCACAGUCAAAGUCUGGGAUAUCAAGACGGGCCAAGAAAUACGCACACUUACCGGCCAUACCCAAGGUAUCCGGUGCCUGCAGUUUGAAGACAGCAAACUCAUCACCGGAAGCUUGGAUAAUACAAUCAAGAUUUGGAAUUGGCGGACGGGCAAAGAAAUCAAAACCUUGACUAGCCAUACCAAUGGUGUAAUUGGCCUGCAUAUGGCGGACAAGCUCCUGGCAUCUGGAUCUUCUGAUAAUACCAUCGUGGUACACGACUUUAGCAAUAUGAAGCGCACCACACUAAUGGGACACACGGAUUGGGUCAAUGCCGUCAAAAUUGAUCUGCCUUCACGUACUCUCUUCUCUGCAUCCGACGACAUGACAGUCAAGCUCUGGGAUCUCGACACCCAUCACUGUAUCAAGACAUACGAGGGCCACGUAGGCCAAGUUCAACAAGUGCUUCCCCUUCCGCAAGCCUUUGAAAUUGACGAAGACGACUUCGUCGCAAAUGCAAACAACGACACUUCUGACACGGCCUCUCUCGCCUCCGAUACCACCCAAUCUUUCGCCCAACCCUCGUCUUCUUCUUCGCACAACUACAACCAUCCCGAAGAACCAUGUUUCUUCCCAGACGAACCCUCUCGUCCGUCACCACCCUCCUACAUGCUCACUGGCUCCCUCGAUGGCACGAUCCGUCUUUGGCACGUGCCCUCUGGCCGCUGCGUCCACCGCUUCUUCGGCCAUGUCGAGGGCAUCUGGUCGCUUGCUGCCGAUUCCCUUAGAUUGGUCAGUGGGGCCGAGGACAAGACGAUCAAGAUCUGGGAUCCCAGAACGGGCAAACAUGAGAGGACGCUGACAGGCCACACAGGCCCUAUUACUUGUGUGGGCUUGAGUGAUGAGAGGGUUGUUAGUGGUAGUGAGGAUGGUACGGUGAGGGUGCAUUGUUUCGUGGAUGAGGGACGGGAUUGUUGA